UACUACCUAUCUUUUAUUGUUAUUAUAUCAAUGUCAAACAAAACAAAGAUAUAUAGAUAUGCUAUGGCACCAAUGGUCGAUGUAACAGACUAUGCCUUUAGACAGAUCGUUUCACUUAAAUCAAACAGUUCAUUCAUGACAUGGACAGAGUUUGUUUCAGUGGAUGGUCUGAUUGCCAACCCAAACAAAUUCAAAAGACAAAUGGCCUAUCAUUCAAUACAACGACCAAUAGUUUGUCAGCUAUUUGGUCAUGAUGCAAAGAAGUUUAAAGAGGCUGCAAGAAUCGUCCGAGAUCAAGGCUUUGAUGCCAUCGAUAUCAAUAUGGGUUGUCCUGUUAGAAAGGUAGUGGAAAGACAGUCUGCAGGCUCCGCUCUCAUUUUGGACCCAAUGGCUGCUGGUGAUAUUAUAAAGGCUACAAAGGACGGCGUGGACAAUGCAUUGCCUGUGUUUGUAAAGACGAGAAUUGGUUUCGAUCACAUUGACAUUGAUCGUUGGAUACCUAUUCUGCUACAGACAGAGCCACAACUCCUUACACUACAUUUGAGGACAAAGAAGGAGUUGUCCAAUUGUCCGGCACAUUGGGAAGAUGAUGUCGUUGGAAGGACUCUGCGGCAACGUGGUGAUUCUACAACAACGAGAAUAUUUGGCAAUGGAGAUCUGGAAUCAAUGGAACAGUGUCGUGAUAAGUUGAAUACAUAUAAUCAGCUGGAUGGUAUCAUGGUUGGAAGAGGAACAUAUGGUAAUCCUUGGUUCUUUAGUGAUGUGAACGGCAAUCAAUCAUCACUAAAGGAUAAACUCACUGCAAUGGUGGAACAUGCAAUUCUAAUCGAGCAACAGAAUGCACUAUAUAGUGGUCAAUCUAUAAAGAGUAUUGGUGUACACAUCAGGAACUAUUGCCAACCAUUGUCACAGUAUGGUGAUGUGGCUGCAUUGCGCACCCACCUAAUACAGGCCACUACUUCAAAGGAUAUAGCAAACAUCUUGAAUCAAUACCUCAUUUCAAAGAGACUACCAGACCACCUGUUGGACGAUCACCAAACUAUAAAGGAUUCAUUGUACGAGCAAGUCGAUAAGCUCGAUAUAUCUUUU
This is a messenger RNA of Acytostelium subglobosum LB1, 1089 nucleotides long. RefSeq lists its product as hypothetical. Gene Ontology annotation, molecular function: flavin adenine dinucleotide binding; tRNA dihydrouridine synthase activity. Lineage: Eukaryota; Evosea; Eumycetozoa; Acytosteliales; Acytosteliaceae. Gene Ontology annotation, biological process: tRNA processing. The record is from RefSeq and is a predicted model, not a curated record. The transcript has 2 exons. The annotation marks the transcript as partial.